This is a messenger RNA of Kuraishia capsulata CBS 1993, 1440 nucleotides long. RefSeq lists its product as uncharacterized. The transcript has a single exon. The coding region runs from base 1 to 1440 and encodes 479 amino acids. Gene Ontology annotation, molecular function: zinc ion binding. Lineage: Eukaryota; Fungi; Ascomycota; Pichiomycetes; Pichiales; Pichiaceae. The record is from RefSeq and is a predicted model, not a curated record.
AUGAAUGACACUGACCAAAGUAGCCCCCGGUGCUGGAUUUGCCUCGGGGAAGGUGAUGAAGUGCCACCCUUGGGCACCAAAGCAGAUGCCCACGACUGGAUCCACCCAUGUGCUUGCUCGCUGGUAGCACACCGCAAAUGUCUGCUAAAUUGGAUUUCAAACCUGGAUUUACAGGAAAGAAGACAGGGAAAUGGUAUUGCUCCCAGACCAGCCAAUGAGGGAGUGUUUUUCAAUUUCCCCUUCGCCGCGCCACUGGUAGGGGUACCCUUACUAGGAGAGUCUCAGUCGAUCAUAGUGAACUGUCCCCAGUGCAAAAAACAGAUAUUUUUGAAAUCCAGCUCGGGAUCUCUUUUAAAUAUGCGGAAAGUUUUCCAGGAUUGCGUUUCGACGUUGACCAGGGUCACUGUGAUAUCGACGUUGGUAUCUUCAACCGUUGCCUCAUAUGCUCUUGGUAUGACGGCCGGGUGCUCCGCUAGUGGGAUGAAAAUCCUGCAAACUUUGGCACCAAACAGCGUCCAGUUGUCGUUAUUUGAUGUGAGAAAUACCCCCUCAGUGAUAGGUGCAAUUGACCGAGGAAGAUUACCCAUGGCUAGGUUUUUGUUGGUUACUGCUGCCAUUCCUCCAUACCUAUAUCUGCUGAGAAAGCCGUUCAUACCCGCGAUGCAGGAGGCAUUUGUGCAGUUGUUUCCAUUUUUAUUUCUCACCGAUGGAACAAGCUUACUGGAAAGUGGACCCAAGAGGAAUUUGCUGUUCAUUGCUCCUUUGAAGUUCGUUUAUGGGGUUCUGUACAAAGUGACUCUGAAUAGGGUUUACUACCGUUGGGCAAGAUCCGUCCAGCCAUGCUUCAUUGCGGACGGACUUUCUGCUGAAACUUUGGAGAUUAUUGAGAGAGAAAAUGAGGAAGAAUUUGAAAUCCAGCAAGAAGACGAGGAGGAGAGAAUCAAGUUGGAAAACUCGUUACAGAAGACUCGAAACUCGUUGGUGAUCUUGCUCAAAAGAUUCCUCCACUAUCUGGUCCCUUCCGAUCGUAUAAGGCAGAUUCGCAUUUCGCGACUAAAACGAGAGCUAGAGUGCUGUUUCAAAACUGAUUUUGGUUUAUUGUUUUCAAAACCAAGAUUUUAUUACAACAUCGCAACCACAUUGGCUUGGCCUGUCUUGGGCGAGUACGCCAGUCGAGAACUUUUGGCUAAGAUUCCGUUUGUGGUAGGCUUGAUCAACAGGCAUGUGUCUACACCAGACGAAGCCACAUUUCUACGAAAUCUGGCUGGUUGUUUUGCGGUUGUGAUAGCGUCUGAUCUGGUGAGUUUGUUCUUUGCAUGGAGAAAAGUCAAGCAGCUACAAAACAUUCGCGUUUUGAAGUAUGGCACCAAAGAAUGGAGAGAGGCAUCCUCAAACAGUAUUACGACCGACCUCACGCUUAUGGAUCGCGGGAACAUGUAG